This is a messenger RNA of Ananas comosus (pineapple), 1499 nucleotides long. RefSeq names its product F-box protein PP2-A13-like. The record is from RefSeq and is a predicted model, not a curated record. NCBI's taxonomy places the organism in Eukaryota, Viridiplantae, Streptophyta, Magnoliopsida, Poales, Bromeliaceae. The transcript has 3 exons. Gene Ontology annotation, molecular function: protein binding. Bases 349 to 1260 code for a protein of 303 amino acids.
CUCUUUAUUCCUCCCACUAAAAUUAGAACAAAUCCGGGCGCAUUUAUUCCCCCCCUUAUCUUCAAUCCUCUUGCACUUAUCCCCCCUCGAUCGGAAUAACUUUAUUCCGCCCUUUCUCCUUCUCCUUCUCCAACGGCACCCCCUCCGCUCCCCCCCGGCUCCCUCCAUGGGCGCUCCUCCUCCCCUCCCCCUUCUUCCCUAACCUACCCCCCCCAUCCAAGCGCUCCCGCCUCUCCCCACUCCUCCAAAUCCCUCACCCUCUACUGCCGCUAAACUCCACCCGGAUCACCGCCUAGGGCUAGGGCUAGGGCUAGGGCUAGGGCUAGGGUUAGGGUUAGGGUUUCGGGGAUGGGGGCGGGGGCGUCGAGCAUGCUGGGGACGGAAGGGGACGAGGGCGGGGGGGCCCGCCGGACGGUGAUGGCGGACCUGCCGGAGAGCUGCGUGGCGGAGGUGCUGCUCCACCUCGACCCGCCGGAGAUCUGCCGGAUGGCGCGCCUCAGCCGCACCUUCCGCGGGGCGGCGUCGGCCGACGCCAUCUGGGCCGCUAAGCUGCCGAGGAACUACGGAUACUUGAUGGCGGUGGCCCUCGGCGGCGACGAUUGCCCUGCAAAGUGGGUGCUCACCAAGAAGGAGACGUACGCUUGGCUUUGCCGCCGCAACCCCUUCGACGGGGGCACCAAGGAAUUUUGGCUGGAAAAGAAGAGGGGAGGUAUUUGCCUGUCGAUUUCGUCGAAGGCGCUGUCGAUUACGGGAAUCGAUGAUCGGAGAUACUGGAAUUACAUCCCAACUGAAGAAUCAAGAUUUCACACAGUUGCUUAUCUCCAUCAAAUAUGGUGGCUCGAAGUGAGGGGAGAGAUUGACUUCGGCUUCCCAGAAGGCACUUAUAGCUUAUUCUUCCGGCUUCAUCUGGGCCGGGCCUACAAGCGGCUCGGUAGACGAGUUUGUAGCCCCGAGCACAUCCACGGGUGGGAUAUAAAGCCUGUGUGGUUUCAUUUAUCAACUUCCGAUGGCCAGCAAGCCCAGUCCAAGUGUUAUUUAGAGGAACCCGGCAUGUGGGUAUAUUACCAUGUGGGAGAUUUUGCUGUAAGAGAUUCUUUUGCUCCGAUAAACGUCAAGUUCUCAAUGACUCAGAUCGAUUGCACACAUACUAAAGGAGGUCUCUGCAUCGACUCUGUUUUAAUACAGCCCAGGGGUAUUAAACAGCAAAAGAUACCUCCUGCUUAUCUGCAGUGUCAGCAAACAAAUGGAAGUUAUUAUUAGGUGCAUACCAGCAUUUUGUAAGUGCUGUUUCAUUUUACAUAGUGAAAGGGGUGAUGAUGUUGAGGACUUUUUGGUUUUUGUUUGUUUGUUUUUUUUUACUUUUCCUCACAGAAUCUUUGUGGUUUUGUAUGCUAGGAGUAUUUAUGAUGAAACAAAUUUAUGUAUCUAUGUGCAAUUUGUUGAGAAUGUAAUGUUGAUUUUAGACAUGGAAAUGCAUAGAAAUAUUUUGUUGGUGUGCC